Xyrauchen texanus (razorback sucker) is the source of this 4879-nucleotide messenger RNA. Its product is annotated as serine/arginine repetitive matrix protein 2-like. The transcript is spliced from 15 exons. The record is from RefSeq and is a predicted model, not a curated record. Lineage: Eukaryota; Metazoa; Chordata; Actinopteri; Cypriniformes; Catostomidae. Gene Ontology annotation, molecular function: mRNA binding. The coding region runs from base 363 to 4328 and encodes 1321 amino acids.
AUGAGCGAUAACUGUUCAUUCUAGCCAACGUUGCGCACCUCGUUUUAUUUUACUAGAAGUGCUUGAUAUAUGUACGGUGAUUUUUCGCUUGGUUUGCCAAAGUUGCUUGGUCUUUGGCCUGUGACGGUUUUCUAUUUGUUCUCUCCCUGAGCGGGAUCACAGAGGGCUGGACUGGUAGUCUGGUAUACCGGGCAUUUACCUGGUGGGCCAACGCACUUUGGGGGCCGAUUAGGGGCCGACUGGCCAUCGGGAGAACCGAGCAGGCUGGUGGGUCGGUCGCGAAACGUGCCGAAUGGGCCGCGAUAAGCUAAAAUGAGCCACCAAAUGAAGAAAAGGACAACGAACACCAAAGAUGAACAGAGAUGUAUAAUGGUAUCGGGCUGACCACGCCGCGAGGCAGUGGCACUAAUGGCUACGUUCAACGGAACCUGUCCAGCGUACGUGUGAAGAGGAACAGAGAUGAGCGUGGUGGAGAGAGGGAUGAGAAGGAUAGGGAGAAGCUGGAGAGCCAGCUGAACAGACAACCUAACGCUGAUAUCCUGGAGCACCAGAGGAAGAGGCAGCUGGAGGUCAAAUGUGCUGAGCUGCAGGACAUGAUGGAGGAGCAGGGGUACUCAGCAGAGGAGAUUGAGGAGAAGGUCAACACCUUUCGUAUGAUGUUGCAAGAGAAACAAGAACCUCCUCCACCUCCAACAGAGAGGCCAGCUGUGACCGAGACUCAUGCUCUGGCAGCUGCUAACCAGCAAAAGAAUGACCGUCUGAGAGAGGCAUUUGGUAUUAGCUCUGAUUAUGUUGAUGGCUCGUCCUUUCAUGCUGACCGCAAGGAGCGAGAGAAAGAAAAGAGGGAGCAGGAGAGACUGGAAAGAGAAAAGCAACAGCAGCAGAAGUACCAGAUCAUUGAGUCUGAAGCCUCUGAUUCAUCUCCUGAUCGAAAAAAGAGUCGGAAGAAGAAAAGAAAGAAAAAUAAAAGUAGAGAGAGCUCUGAGAGCCCCUCACCCUCCCCUAAACGAGAGAAGAAAAAGAACAAGAAGAUGAAAAAGAAAAGGGAGGGGUCAGUGAAGAGUGACACUGAGAGCAGUUCAUCAGACAAAGACACAUCCAGGAGAAAGAGGAAAAGAAGUGAAAAUUUGACUCCACCUCCCAAUAAGAGCCGCAAGCAGCAGAGUACAUCCUCCAGCCCAGCACGCAGCCAAUCACCUCUGAGAGGGAAACAGCUGAAUAAAUCUGACUCGCUUGCAGAGGAGCAGAGGAAAGGAAGAUCUCCUGAUAGGAGGCGGCGUGGCCGCAAUGAGGAAAGCCCAAAGAGGAUGGAAAUCGGAGAGAGGUCACCAAGACGCUCAAGAUCCCGUGAGCACAACAGAAGAGACAAAGACCAAGAACGUGAGAGACAAGGACAAGAAAACUCUCUGAGAAGACGACACAAUUCCUCACCAUCUCCUCCACAAAAGCAACAGAUGAACAGACGAAAACAGACUGAAGAGAGGGAGAGGGACAAAGAGAGAGAGAAAUCCCCUCAAAGAAGAAGACAUAAUUCCUCAUCUCCAUCUCCACCACGGAAGCAGCAGAGAGACAGGCGACAACUGAGUGAAGAGAGAGUGAAACCCUCUCAAAGGAGAAAACAUAAUUCCUCAUCUCGUUCUCCAUCUCCUAAGCAGCAGAAAGAUGGGAGGCAGCGGAGCAUAGACAAGAACCGAGGGGAUGACGGCAAAAAGGACAAAGGUCCAAAAAGACAUGACUCUUCCGCAUCUCUGUCUCCCUCUCCAUGUAAAGACAGAAUGAGAAGGGGACACAGCGUACAGAAAGAGAGGGCAGCAUCCCCAAGAGCUCCUUCAGACCGGGAAAAGGAAAGACUUGUAGACAGAGUUAGAGACAGACAGAGGAAUAGCGAUAGAGACAUGGUCCCUUCUUGUAGAGAUGAUGUUCGAGGAUGGGAAAGUGAUAAAGGAAAGGAGAGAGAGAGAAUUCAGUCUAGUGACAUCUCUCUGGCCAAGCACUCACCUUACUCUAACGGAAGACAAAAAGAAAGAGAUCACAAACAGGAGAAGGAAAGAGAAGAAAAGGAGAGGAGAAAGGAAGAGGAGUUGAAGGAAGAAGCUAGGAGACAACAGGAGAGGAGAAAAGGCAGAGAGAGUGACAGAGAAAAGGAUAGAAACCGUCAUGGUGACCCCAGGAGUGAGGAGAUGUCCAGGUCAGACCAGCAGUCGUCUGUUAGCAGUCAGCUGGGAGACAGACGAGGUGCCAGAGGAAGUGAGACAGAGCGGGACAUGCUGAAAAGAAAAGACAGGAGAAUGGAGGAGGACAAGAGGCCAGAAAGAACCAAGGAUAGGAGUCCUCAGGCCAUGGACAAAGACCAAAAGGAGAAAAAAAUGGAAAAGGAAAAGCUGGGGAAGAAAGACAAAGCCAAAUCUGCUAGCAGCAGUAGUAGUAGUAGUAGUAGCAGCAGCAGCAGCAGUAGUAGUAGCAGCAGCGAGAGUGACAGUGACAGCUCCUCCUCUUCAUCAUCUUCCUCUUCCUCUUCGUCAUCUUCCUCUGACGAUGUGAAGAAACUGAAAAGUUCAAAACAGAAUAGCAGCGUUGGUAAAUCAGUGCCUCAUGCUGUCAUUGCUCGGGCCAUUGCUCGCCGAGAGACUGAGAACAGGGGAAGGGAUGGAGAAAGUGAAGGUAGAAAGCCCCAAAGACCAAGCUCACCUCCUGAACCCCAGAGAAAAGAUGAAGACAUGGAUGGGAGAAAAGGGGACAUGGAGAAAAGGUCUGUCCACUCCUCACCGCCCUCCAUCGGAACUCAAAAGAACAGUAAUUCUGAGAAAGACAGGGAUCGGGGAAAAGAGAGGUACACACCCACCGAAAGUUCUAGCCCACCUCCUUCUCCCCCUCAGAGAGGCAGAGAGAGAGCAACCCAGGGUGGGGGCAGGAACAUGCCUUCAGAAGAGACAAAAUCUCAGAGUAGAGAACCCGAGAGGCCCAGAGAUAGAGGGAGAGAGCAAUACACACCUUCAGAGCUUGAACGAGAAUCAUCACGCUGCUCGUCUAGCAGAGGAAGGGAUCGAGAGAGUGACAGAAAGAAGGAUGCUUCACCUUUGUCUCCGAAGGGAAAAGGAAGGGAUGAAGGCUCACGGGUUAAGCAAACAGCAUCUCGACCUUCACCAAAACGCACUCCUCCACGACAGUACCAGGAUCCGCCACGAUCAAGCUCCCCCAGCCCGAGACGAGGGGCGAGGAGACCCUCACCACUACGCAACUCAUCCCCUUACCGACGGGAUCGCAGUCGGGAGCGGUUUAGAGAAAGAGAGAGGGACAGACUUCGAGCAAGGCCAGGAGAAAGAGAGCGUUCCAGAGAGAGGAGAACAAGGAGCAGCAGAUCAAGGAGUCCUCGUAGACAAAGUCCUCCCUAUAGGUUUCGACGUUCACCCUCACCGAUACGUCGACGCAGAAGUAGUCGAUCACUAUCGAGGGAAAGGGAGAGGGAGCAGGAGAGGAGGAGGAAUCGAGAGCGAGAGAGGCAGCAUGAACAUGACAAAGAAAGAAAGCGAGAACAAAGAACAAGGGCACCACCCAAAGAUCCCACUCCACAUCGCUCUUCGUCCUCUUCCUCUAGUUCCUCCUCUUCAUCCUCACCUUCUCCUCAAAGAGUGAAGGGGGUGAAGUCUACAGAUGCAGAUAAAGACAGAACAAAGCAAUUAGAAAGGAGCUCCAAACAGCCGUCUCCUUCCCCUCCUCAACCGACUCCUCGUCUCCUUUCCAACCAGUCAGUUCAUCGCUCUCAUUCCCGUGAACUUCCUGCUCGUUCUAGAUCACCAACCACCAACCAAUCACAAAGCAGGGAUCCACCAGGUGACCAGUUAAGAGGGCAGUCUCCAUCACUAACACAAAUAAAUGAGCCUUUUGUAAGAGGAAAGACUGCAGUGAAUGGGAAACCAGAGAAGGAGAGCUCUGUGCAACAGCAGAAGAGCAGAAGCAGCUCAAAGACUUCCUCAUCCUCCUCAUCAUCCUCCUCCUCCUCCUCCUCAUCAUCAUCAUCAUCAUCCUCCUCUUCAUCAGAGAGCUCUGACUCCGAAGCAGAGAAAGGGAAAGGGGGUGAUAAAGCAGGUACAAAUAGAGAUUCUGGUAAGACAAUGAAAAGCAAAGCUGCUUCAUCAUCAUCCUCAUCAGAAAGUGAGCCAGAAGAAAAGAAAAGUCCGCAGCGCCCCAAGAGAGUGCCAGCAGACUCGCUGAGAGACUCCAGGUCACUUAGUUACUCCCCUCCAGCGAGACAACGAAGACUUGCACCCACUCAACGUGCAAGCAGGAAGUCGAGAAGCAGAUCUCCGGACAGUCAAUGGAGGAAAUAAAUGCAUAACGGUUCACCUUUUUAUUUUCUGGACUCUUAUCUGGCCCUCACUGGAUUUUAUCAUCUCCGUAUCACAUGGAUGUGACUGCAUUAGGAGAGGGUGAAAAAAAUGUGACUAGUUGCAAUGGUGACCCAUUCGCCAUUAGUAGAAUAUCUUUCAAAACCUUCUAUGAGUUCUAUAACUCAUCCUAAAGGGGAGGAUUUCUUUUUACUUUAAUUAUGGUGUAAUUUAAUGUUCAAGAAGAGGCAAGGUGAGACACUGAAAUUCUCCAUAGCUCUGUGCCAACAGAUGCUGGAUGCUAUUUGUAUACACACACACACAUAAACACAAAUAUGUCUAAUGCUCUUCUGUUUGCUACAUUGUUCUGAAUGUAGAUGAACGUGUAAUUUUGUGAUCGGGAAUGGGUGUGUUCUGUUCCUAAUGUAUGUGGACACCAUCUUAUCCUUUUUGUUUCUUUGUGGAAUAAACAAUUAUGAAUAAUACUAUGGCAUUAGAAGUAUCUUGUCUAAAAUUUGUCAUGCUGUUAAUAUGCCUCUAGUACACUGACAGAU